Molecule: messenger RNA, 447 nt
Organism: Impatiens glandulifera
Lineage: Eukaryota; Viridiplantae; Streptophyta; Magnoliopsida; Ericales; Balsaminaceae
Product: RING-H2 finger protein ATL66
Exons: 1
Coding region: 1-447 (148 amino acids)
Source: RefSeq, a predicted model, not a curated record
AUGUCUUCUUCCUCGUCUUCUCAGGAUUCGUCGGAGCAUUUUCACUUACACUACUCCGAAUUCGACGAUCGCAACAUCCAAAUUCGCGGCAGGACCCUCUUUGUGAUCAUUAUCAUAAUCUCAAUUCUGUUCCUAAUCUCUCUUCUCCUCCUCUACGCUCGAUGGAUCUUCAAAUUCCAGGCUUUUUUGCCCACCGCUGCAUCCCCUACUCAUGAGCCGCCGCAAGGACUGGACGUCGCGAAGAUCAACAGCUUUCCGGUAAUAGUUCACCGGUCGGCAGGUGGUGUGAAAGAGUCUGAGUGCUGUAUUUGCCUUGGCGUGUUCGAAGAAGGAGAGAAAAUGAAGGUUCUUCCAAACUGCAGGCACUUCUUUCACUCGGAGUGCGUGGACAAGUGGCUUUUUGCUCACUCGAGUUGUCCGCUUUGUCGCUCGCCCCUACAAGUUUGA